UGGAAUCAAAAUGUCUGGUGAUAGUCAGCUCAUCAACAGCUGACCCAGAAGGCUAGAGAGUGCAUGUCUUGCCGGACAAAAGCCUCCCGUGCUUGAGCAGCAAGGAGGAAGGGGAGGCGAGACCUUUAGUGGGGGCUUGAGAAGGCGGACGCCACUUGCAGAAAUGGAGGCCGAAGCCACUGUCCCUUAAGCACGGGAGGACUGCCCCAAAGAGAAGACUUUUGUCAUCCAUGCUGAAGUCAUGGGAACUGAAGAGGAAGAAGUCAUCGUCACUCUUUCUGGAGGAGCUCCUUGGGGCUUCCGGCUGCAAGGGGGCUCAGAACAGAAGAGACCCCUCCAGGUGUCAAAGAUCCGCAAGAGGAGCAAAGCUUGCCAUGGGGGCCUGUGGGAAAAUGAUGAGCUGGUGUCCAUCAAUGGAAAGCCAUGCGCCAGCCUCUCCCACUCAAGUGCCAUGCAAAUCAUUGACUCUUCCAAGGGCAUCCUCAGCAUUGUGGUUAAAAGGGCAACCAGUGGAGACACGGCCAUCGUGAGACAGCUGCGUUCCCCGUCCCCCAAGCAGGCGCGAGCCGUCUCACCAGCUUCCCCUCUCAGCCAGACUACUCAGGCCCUCAGCCCUGAACCGCCUGCUGCUCCUGUUGCUCCACAACCCGAGCAGGAGUCUCGCCGCCGCCGGCAGCUGGAAAAUCUCACCUCACCACCAGAUAGUGAAGCGUACUAUGCCGAGACAGACAGUGAUGCCGACAACGUGGCCCAGGAGAAGCACCGGAGGGCGCGCAAGAAGAGUCCCCGUUCCCCACCGGGGGUUCCCAACAAUAAAGUGGGUGAGCCACAGGAUGAAGUGUCCCUCUCAGAGCUGAGCGGUUACGAGAGCACUCUAGAGGCCGCGGCCCAAACUCGCAAUGGAGGAGAUGGCCUGACUGGAGUGGCCAAGAGGGAAAUUGUGUGCCAGCCAGGCAGCCGCACAGACACCCCUUUCUCCGAGAGCGAGGCCUUGCUGGAGCUCCCCCCGCCUGAAGACAGGGAGCCUUCCCCAGAGGCCUUGCUCCUGCCACAUGCCACCAAGACGAUCCGUGCUGAGAGGCACCUCAUUCCCAUGGUGGGGCCUGUAGAGCACCCGGUGGAUGAAGACCUGACCACCACCUAUGCGGAAAAGGCCAAGCAAGCCA
Molecule: messenger RNA, 1166 nt
Organism: Gekko japonicus
Lineage: Eukaryota; Metazoa; Chordata; Lepidosauria; Squamata; Gekkonidae
Product: synaptopodin 2-like protein
Exons: 3
Biological process (GO): positive regulation of actin filament bundle assembly
Cellular component (GO): Z disc; actin cytoskeleton; nucleus
Molecular function (GO): actin binding
Source: RefSeq, a predicted model, not a curated record